AUGUUAAAUCUUAAGAAGAAACAAGAAAGUCAGGUGGCUCCACUAAAGCAAAAACAAAGAAGUGAUGAAGCUGCAAAGCGGUUGCAAGAUGGGAAACAGUGUAUUAAGGCGCAGAAGGGUCAAAUACAGCAGAAGAUAAAGCAAGAGGCAGAAUGUUUUCGGCAAUGGAAGGCAUCUCGUGAAAAGGAACUGCUGCAGCUAAGGAAGGAGGGCAGGAGAAAUGAGCAUGAACGGCAUAAACUGCAAGCUCUGAAUCAAUUCCAGAAAAUGGUUCUUCAAAGAAAAACAGAAGCUGCAAUAGCUACUAAGAGGCUAAAAGAACUGAUAGGAGUCCAUAAGUGUGCAGCACUUGACAACCGGGGUCAGUACAAGUCAUUCCACGGAAAUACACUAAAUGUGCAGAGAAAUGAAAAAACUUUGCAACGGUGGAUUGACCUGGAGCUAGAAGCAAUGGUGAAUGCACAUGCAGCUCGUUUUGAAUAUGAGAAGCAAAGCCAAGUACAAACUGCAUUUGCAGAGGAGUUACCCUUAGUGAAACAAGUUGAUCAGUUUUCUUCAGAUGGUCUUAGUCCCCCACAAGGGAAGAGUGAAAAUUUUAGAGUGUCCUCUAUGUCACCAAAUGCAAGAUCAGCUAGAGUUGUUUCACCCGUAAACAUGCUGACCACCUCCUCAAAUGCCAUAGUUGCAAUGGCUUUGCAGCUUUCAGAGAAAGAAGAGCGGGAGCGUGGUUUCACUGCUGGUGGACAUUGGAACUUAUUACGUUCAUUGGGAGGUGCAAAAACCUUGCUUCAGUAUAUGUUUUAUGCUGCUACGGAUGCAAGGUGCAACAUACUACAAAUCUAA
Ilex paraguariensis (yerba mate) is the source of this 843-nucleotide messenger RNA. The record is from the annotation of a GenBank genome assembly. NCBI's taxonomy places the organism in Eukaryota, Viridiplantae, Streptophyta, Magnoliopsida, Aquifoliales, Aquifoliaceae.